Molecule: messenger RNA, 5747 nt
Organism: Drosophila hydei
Lineage: Eukaryota; Metazoa; Arthropoda; Insecta; Diptera; Drosophilidae
Gene: LanB2
Product: laminin subunit gamma-1
Exons: 10
Coding region: 300-5225 (1641 amino acids)
Source: RefSeq, a predicted model, not a curated record
GCCGCAUUCCUCAAGAGUCAGUUGAGCAUUGGACGUCCUCGAUAGCGGUUGCCUGUGGUGUUCUGUGCGGACGAGUGAAGCCGCUCAAGAACCAGCCACCAUCUCCUUGAGCCACUGAUGCCUUUUAACUCCAGUGCAACUAUGCUUUAAACUGUGACAUUGAACAAGAACUGAAAAACAAAACACCCACCCAAAAUAUUGAAACGACUCGAAUAAGUGUUGAGAACCCUAUUAAAACAUAGUGUUACGAUUAGUACGUAGAGCCAGUAUAGCCCCAGUUCGCAAACCCGAAGCUCACGAUGAAGCGCAAUAGGCGGAGUCUCAGCGAAGGCUCCACCGCAGCGCGCCUCCUGCUCGCCGGAGCGCUCCUCUGCAGCUGCGCGGCGACCGCACUUGGUGCACAGCGUCAGCCCAUUAACUCUGCCGGCGGACACGAGCUGCGCGGCACCACAUUCAUGCCGGCGCUGGAGUGCUACGAUCCCUACGGCCGACCCCAGAAAUGCUUGCCCGAGUUUAUCAACGCUGCCUACCAACUGCAAAUCGAGGCGACAAAUACCUGCGGGGAGCACGGCGAUAACCACUUCUGCAUGCAGACAAUGAAUCCGAAUCUGAAAAACUGUGCUGUCUGCAGGUAUGAGGAUCAUAAGCCUACAUUCCUGACGGACUUGCAUGAUCCCCAGGAUCCCACCUGGUGGCAAUCGGAGACCAUGCUGGAGGACAUUCAACAUCCCAAUCAUGUCAACUUAACGCUGCAUCUGCGUAAGUCGUACGACAUAACCUACGUGCGCAUUCUCUUCCGUUCGCCACGACCUGAGUCCUUUACGAUUUACAAGCGCACCACGGAGAACGGCCCCUGGAUACCCUACCAGUUCUACAGUGCCAUCUGCCGGGAUACCUACGGCCUGCCCGAUUCGCGUGCCAUUCGCAAGGGCGAGGGUGAGGCGCAUGCGCUCUGCACCAGCGAGUACAGCGACAUCUCUCCACUGCGCGAUGGUGAGAUCGCCUUCUCCACGCUCGAGGGUCGUCCGAGUGGCAUCAAUUUCGAGCGCAGCUUGGAGCUGCAGGAUUGGGUAACAGCCACUGAUAUUCGCAUCACACUGAAUCGCCUGAAUACCUUUGGUGAUGAACUGUUCGGCGAUGCUCAAGUGUUGAAGUCCUACUUCUAUGCCAUCAGCGAUAUUGCCGUGGGCGCGCGUUGCAAGUGCAAUGGGCAUGCCAGCAAGUGCGUGGCCAGCACCGGAAUGCACGGAGAGCGCACACUGGUCUGCGAGUGUCGCCACAAUACGGAUGGACCCGACUGCGAUCGCUGCUUGCCACUCUACAAUGACGUCAAAUGGAAGAGGGCCACCUCAACGGAAGUCAACGAGUGCAAAGCUUGCAACUGCAACAACUUUGCGGACAAGUGCUACUUCGAUGCAAAUCUCUUCAAUCUGACGGGCCAUGGUGGCCACUGUCUGGACUGCCGCGACAACCGCGAUGGACCCAACUGUGAGCGCUGCAAGGAGAACUUCUACAUGCGCGACAACGCCUACUGCAUCAACUGUGGCUGCGAUCCCGUCGGCUCCCGCUCGCUGCAGUGCAACAGCCAGGGCAAGUGCCAGUGCAAGCCCGGCGUGACGGGCGACAAGUGCGAUCGCUGCGCCAACAACUACUUCCAGUUCGGACCUCAUGGCUGCCAGCCUUGUGGCUGCGAUUCGCAUGGCUCCCACGACAAUACGCCAACCUGUGAUGCCGAAAGCGGCAUUUGCUACUGCAAGGAGAACGUCGAGGGCAGACGCUGCAAUGAAUGCAAACCGGGCUUCUUUAACCUGGAUAAGAACAAUCGGUUCGGCUGCACGCCCUGCUUCUGCUAUGGCCACACCUCCGAGUGCCAGACCGCGCCUGGCUACUCCAUUGUCUCGGUCACCUCCAACUUCAACAAGCACAAGGAACGAUGGACCGCAAUCGAUCUGAAUCGCCGUGACGUAGACAUCAAAUACAAUCAGUAUAGUCGAAGCAUUGGCACCACAGCUCAGGGCAACGAAUACGUCUACUUCCAAGCGCCGGAUCGCUUUUUGGGCGAUCAACGCGCUUCCUACAAUCGCGAUCUGAAGUUCAAGCUGCAGCUGGUGGGUCAAGUGGGACCCAGCAGCAGUGCCAGCGAUGUUAUCUUAGAGGGCUCCGGCAGUAAGAUAUCGUUGCCCAUCUUUGCCCAAGGCAACGGCAUUCCGGACCAGGGUGUCCGAGAGUACACGUUCCGUCUGCAUGAACAUCACGACUACCAGUGGCAGCCCAGCCAGUCGGCGCGUGGCUUCCUCUCCAUUUUGUCCAAUUUGACAGCCAUCAAAAUCCGCGCCACCUACUCCGUGCAGGGUGAGGCCAAUCUUGACGAUGUGGAGCUGCAAACAGCGCAUAGAGGUGCUGCCGGGCAACCGGCUACCUGGAUUGAGCAGUGCACCUGUCCCGAGGGCUACCUGGGUCAGUUCUGCGAGUCGUGUGCACCGCGUUAUCGCCACAGUCCAGCACGUGGUGGACCCUUCAUGCCAUGCAUACCAUGCGACUGUCAUGGACAUGCGGAUAUUUGUGACUCGGAGACAGGCAGCUGCAUCUGCCAGCACAACACCCAGGGUGAUAACUGCGAUCAGUGUGCCAAGGGCUUCUAUGGCAAUGCCUUGGGCGGCACUCAUAACGACUGCAAGCGUUGCCCCUGCCCCAACGAUGGCGCCUGCAUGCAAAUCAACGGCGACACGGUCAUCUGCACAGAGUGCCCCGUGGGCUACUUUGGCUCCCGCUGCGAGCAGUGCAGCGAUGGCUUCUAUGGCGAUCCAACUGGACUGCUGGGCGAGGUGCGAACCUGUAAGAGCUGCGACUGCAAUGGCAAUGUCGAUCCCAAUGCCGUGGGCAACUGCAAUCGCACCACCGGCGAGUGCUUGAAGUGCAUCCAUAACACAGCUGGCGAGAACUGUGAUCAAUGCUUGCCCGGACACUUCGGUGACCCGCUAGCCCUGCCUCACGGUAAGUGCGAUCGCUGCAGCUGCUACGACGCCGGCACCGAGCAGGACGAACAGAGCAUCUCGCGGUGCGAUCAGGUCACAGGUCAGUGUCAGUGCAAGCCGAAUGUCAUUGGACGCGACUGUGGUGAGUGUCAGCCUGGCUACUUUAAUAUACGUUCCGGCAAUGGCUGCGAGAACUGCCUGUGUGAUCCUGUGGGCAGCUACAACUCCACCUGCGAUCGGUAUACCGGUCAAUGCCACUGCAAGCCAGGUGUGGUGGGCUUGCGCUGCGAUCAGUGUGAAAACUUCUUCUUCGGCUUCUCCGGGGACGGCUGCAAGCCAUGCGAGUGCGACGAGAGUGGCUCCAAGGGCUUCCAGUGCGAUCAGAAUGGCCAAUGUCCAUGCAAUGAUAAUGUAGAGGGACGUCGCUGUGAUCGCUGCAAGGAGAACAAAUACGAUCGGCAGCGCGGCUGUGUUGCCUGUCCAGAUUGCUACAAUCUUGUGCAAGACGCAGCUGAUCUGCAUCGCGCCAAGCUGGCCAAUUUGAGCUCAACGCUGGAUGAGAUUGCCCGCACGCCAGUGACAAACGAUGAGGAGUUUGAGGGCAAGUUGAAGGCAGUGCAGGAGAAGGUGGCCAUAUUGGCACAGGACGCGCGCUCCGGCUCUAGCGAUGGUGGUCAGACCUAUGUUGAGGUCAUUAACGAUCUGCACAAGCGAUUGGACAGCAUGCGUGAUCACUUAGUAAGCGCCGAUGCACUGCAGCAAGAUGCCAAUGCGGAAAUCGAGAAGGCACGCAGCAACUACACGCAGCUACGCCUGAUCAUCGAUGAUGCCAAAAAGGAGCUACAGGACGCAUUAGAUCUACUCAAUGAUGAGGGCGCACAGGCCCUGGCCAAGGCCAAGACCAAAUCUAUGGAGUUUGGUGAGCAAUCGAAACAAAUAGCCGUCAUUUCCCGCGAGGCCCGCGCUCUUGCCGAUCGCCUCGAGUCGGAGGCGAAGUACGAUCUGACAAAUGCUAAGGACGCCAUGGAUGCUGUAGAGAAGGCCAAUCUGCUGGCCAAGAAUGCCAUCGACUUGCAGCAAAAGGUUGGCGUUGAGCUGCGCUCCGAAGUACGCCUCGAGCUCAAUCAGGUGAAGCAGUCACUUGGCACAGUCGCUCAAACCUCCAAGGAAGCACUGCGCAAGGCCAACGAGGUGUACGAUGCGGCUCUCACCCUGCUCAACGACGUCAACGGUCAAACCCAGCCGAACAUUGAUAUCAAUAUGCUGAAGAAAGAGGCAGUGGCUGCCAAUGAGAAUGCAGAUGCUCUGCUCAAGCAGAUCGACGAAAUGUCUAACAACAAUGGCGAGGUGUUUUCUAACUUUGAAGUUGAGCGCGAUUUCUCCCAAGUGCUGCUCGAACGCGCCGAUACACAGAAGAAGGAUGACAUCGAGCUGCUGGGUCGAGCUAAAGCUGCCUUUGAACGGGCCACCAAGGCAGUGGAGCAGGGCGACAGUACACUCAAAGAAGCCAAUAAGACUUACAACACACUAGCGGGCUUCCAGUCCGAUGUACAGAAAUCGUCCGAGAAGGCUGCCUUGGCAUUGGAAAUGGUGCCCAGCAUUAAGAUGGAAAUUGAGAAUGCGGACAAUCUAAUACAACAGGCUGGCAAUGCUCUUCAAGGCGCCAACAAGAAUGCCAACGAGGCCAAGAAUAAUGCACAAGAGGCCCAGGAGAAAUAUGCCGAACAGGCCUCGAAGGAUGCUGAGCUGAUACGUCGCAGUGCAAAUGAGACAAAGGUCGCUGCUCGUAAGCUACGCGAUGAGGCUGAUCAGUUGAACCAUCGGGUGACGCUGACUGAACGCGACAUCACCCAACUGGAAGAAAAUUCAACCGAAGAUGAUAAUCUUGUGGAUGAUGCCAAACGCAAGGUGGGCCAGGCCAAGGCAGACAUGCAGGACGCACAAAAGCAAAUUGAAAAAGCCAAUAGCGAGCUGUCAGCAAUCAAGGAUGAGUUAGAGAACUUAAGGGACAUCAAUACAUCGGAUUUGGACAAAUUGGAAAAUCGGCUCAGUUUGGUGGAGACGGACAUCAAUAGUGUGAAUCUGACUGGGCGCAUUGAGAAGUACCGAGAACAGCGGAAUAUACAAAAGAAAUUAAUCGACAAAUACGAAGCAGAUUUGAAAGAGUUAUCCGGUGAGGUGGAUAAUAUACGUUUAAUAUCUGAAGCGCUGCCAAGUGGUUGCUUUAGGCGCAAUCGUCUAGAGCCCUAGACAUAUAGACCCUAACUAAGUGCACUACCAACUACCAACUACUUCAGUUAACAUCUAAGUACGAGGCGAAGACGAACAAAUAAGGAAUUAGCCGUACCCGUAGCCGUUGAAUGAAAUUAUGUAAUUUUAGUCUUUUAGCUGAAAUAUUUUGUUUAGUGAAAGAAAGAAAGAAACAAACGAACCAACGAUAAGCGAGGAGCUUUAGCUUCACAAAGCAUCGUUCAUUUAUUAUCGUUAUAAUAUGAUGCCAAUAUUGAAACAAAUUUCUAAACUGCCAAUUGUGCUUUCAAUUCAAGCCAGCCAUGGACGACUGUAUUAUACUAUAUAUUGAAAACUGUGCCGUGUACCAAAACCUUAAAUCUAUAUUGCAUUUCUAUAUCUUCCCCCUGUGUGGCCUUGCCAUAUUGCAAUCUAUUCUAUAUAUAUUAACAUACAUUUGUCAUCUACGUUUAAUGUGCCAAUUACAAUAUUUUCUACUGUGCUUAAGUCGCCUUAUGAAUUUCACCUUAAAAUAAAAGUUUU